Messenger RNA from Dacryopinax primogenitus, 1236 nucleotides. RefSeq names its product galactose mutarotase-like protein. The transcript has 4 exons. NCBI's taxonomy places the organism in Eukaryota, Fungi, Basidiomycota, Dacrymycetes, Dacrymycetales, Dacrymycetaceae. Bases 22 to 1236 code for a protein of 404 amino acids. Gene Ontology annotation, biological process: glucose metabolic process; beta-D-galactose catabolic process via UDP-galactose, Leloir pathway. The record is from RefSeq and is a predicted model, not a curated record. Gene Ontology annotation, molecular function: aldose 1-epimerase activity; carbohydrate binding.
GUGACGGUGCUUACGUCGGGCAUGGCAGUACCAGCCAUCGCGCUUGAAGUAUUGCCAUAUGGUUUGCACAUCACCAAGAUCCUCCUCAACGCGGAUGGGCGAUCGAACGAUGUCAUUAUCGCUCCAUUCUCUGCUCGCGAACUUGUUAGUGAUCGGCGGAUGAUGAACUCUGUUGUUGGGAGGUAUACAAAUAGGCUCCCUGUUGGAAAAUACGAGAUUGAAAAGGGCGGCGUGACUGCGACCGUGACGCCCAUUGCCAACUCACGAUUGCCUCACGUGUCCCUGCACAGCGGUCCAGAGGGUUUCGACCGCAAGAACUGGACGCGCGUGGCGACGAACAAAGCAAAGAACUUCUCCAGCGCUGAGAAAGUCCUACUCGGGAAGCUCGACGACGAGAGCGUCGCUAUCUUCAGUCUGAUCAGCGAAGAUGGAGACGCAGGAUUUCCCGGGACACUGUACACUGAAGUAGCUUUUGCUGUUCUCCCCGUGCCGGAGGAGAAGAUCCGCAAGACCGGGGACAUCGAGCUGGGCAGUCUCGCAAUCGUCUACCGCGCUCGCCUCCUUCCUGGUGGUGCUACCAUCACGCCAAUCAACUUAACCCACCAUUGGGGAUUCAACUUCAGCGCAUCCUUGGAUCCCAAGACGGAGCCGGACGCGAACCAACAUUGGCUGAGGGCUGAUUCGUCCAAGCGGCUCGAACUCGGGCCCGACCUGAUGCCGACCGGCGAAUACUCGCAGAAUGAGCUGGACACCGAAUGGGACUGGAAGUCGGGCAAACUCAUUGGUGAAAAACCGCUGCCCCGAUUGGAUGGUUUCCUUGUCUUCGACCGGCCUCGAGCUGAACAGCAGCCGGUGCACGUCCCAUUAUCACAGUGGGAGAACGGGAACCUCCUCCAAGAGGCGUUGGACGAGAAGCGUGAGAAAGCGUAUGUGCCGAUCGAGCUUUAUGAGGAGGCAUCCGGCGUACGGGCAGAGUUCAUUACGAAUCAGCCGGGUGUGCAGCUCUACGGCGGAGAAGGUUUGCAAGGACAGGGGACGAAGAAGGCCAUACAUGGAGGGAAAGCGGACGGAUCUGGGUACACUGGCCGUCCUGGUGUAUUCCUCGAGUUCCACGAGCCAGUCAACGCGUUGUUCAGCGAGUUUGGUAAGGAAGAGGGCGCAGACACAAUAUUAUCUUCGGGUGAGAUGUACAACAAUUAUGUCAAUGUUGUGUUUUGUUAUCAGCCGAGGCCGUGA